This is a messenger RNA of Cryphonectria parasitica EP155, 1453 nucleotides long. Its product is annotated as transcription initiation factor IIE, beta subunit. Gene Ontology annotation, biological process: transcription initiation at RNA polymerase II promoter. The record is from RefSeq and is a predicted model, not a curated record. Bases 168 to 1070 code for a protein of 300 amino acids. NCBI's taxonomy places the organism in Eukaryota, Fungi, Ascomycota, Sordariomycetes, Diaporthales, Cryphonectriaceae. Gene Ontology annotation, cellular component: transcription factor TFIIE complex. The transcript has a single exon.
ACUUCCCUCCCAUCCUCGACGUUGACCUCGCCAGCUGCAGGAGCCUUCAUCCAAAUCGUCCAUCUACCUACCUCGACAGGGCCAGUCAUCCCCUUCCAUCAGCCGCUCCCCGAAACCAAGCCAAAAGCCAACAAUAAUAAUAAUCGUAAUAAAAAAGGAAAGGAGAAAUGUCGUUCCUCGAGCGCCAGCGCGUGGCGAGCGCAGCCUCGAAGACGGUGGUCGACCUGACCAAGGACUCCAAGUCGACCCUCGCGCCGCCCUCACCCUCGCCCUCGGUAGCGUCCACCUCGUCCGCCAUGACAGGCACCGCAGCUAACAACACCCCGACCAAGAAGAGGCGGCCCGGCGACGGCAUCGAGAUCUACUCGCAGCCUGCGCUGACGGGCACGGGCGCGGAGCUGGGCACACAGAUGGUGUACGCGGUGAACCACCUCAAGGAGCGGGAUCGAGACCUGACUAUCAACGACAUCGUGGACCACCUGACGCGGCGCCCGCAGUCGCCUGUUGAGUGGGCCGAGCUCGUCGAGAAUAUGCGCCGCCACCCGCGCGUACGGUGGACGCCUGACCCCGGCGUCACCGAGCAGAGUGUGCACUCGGGCACCUACCGUCACAACCCCGUCAUACCGGGCGUGCGAAGCAAGGAGACGCUGCUGGCAUACCUGCAGGCCAAGAAGGACGCCAUGCUGGUGCACGUCAAGGACCUCGAGGACGGCUGGCCCCGCGAGCGGCUGUACCCGGCCAUCACCGAGCUCGAGCGCGAGCACCGCAUCCUCGUCGUCCGCACCAAAAAGGACAACCACCCGCGAUACGUGUGGCAGGACGACGCCAGCCUGUGGAAUAACGUCGACCCGGAGUUCCAGGUCAUGUGGCACAAGGUUAAUGUCCCUAUCGUCGACGACAUCAACCGCCUGCUCCUAGCCGCCGGGCAGAAGCCCGCAAGCGAGGACCCGCGGCUCAAGGUACUCAACGCCAAGGUCGAGAAGCCCAAGAAGAAGGCCAAGAAGAAGGCCCCCAGGAACGUCACCAACACUCACUUGAAGGGGCACCUCUCCAUGUUCAAGGACCUCUGAAGCAGCGUAAUGGGAGACCGGGGGCCCUCGACCGACGAGUUCGGGUGGUUACUGUCACACAUCACGCGCCUAAAAAACAUUACUGCAUACAUUCAUGGCGUUCUGGGAGUAGGAUGGAACAGAGAAGGUCUUUCGGGGAAAGAGGGGGGGGUUCCCAAAGAGGACGGUCCAGGCCAUCAGAUUGUGCUCACUUCGGCCUUGAUAUCACAGACGGCGUUCAGGAAUUCUACAACCCUCCAAAAACCCAAAAAAAUGUCACCAUCUAUAAGGUGUUGACGGCGAGACAAUAGUCUCUACAAGAGAGAGUCAAGAUUGCACGACAAAGAAGGCACCUUCAUAUCUGCCGCAAGGCGCUUAAAGGAAUAAAAUGACACUGAACAAUC